AACUGUCAGUCGCAUCAUGUGAGUCAUAACCUCAAUCUUAUUAUAACAAUCGUUAAGACAUCGAAAAAUUUCUAUUGUUUUUACUAAGACGCUUAGUUUAAUAAUUAAAGCGAUUGUGGUUUACAAACAAAUUUUAGUGACAAAAUACUGCGGCGGAAGUUUGUUGGUGUUAUAAAAACUACGGUGAAUUUAAUUGAAAGCGAAAAAUGUCAAGGACAAAAGAUACACUGGCAUUGUUGAAGGGAUUGCAGCUGAUUGCCAAGGCAUCGGCACAAACGAACGAAGAGUAUUUGCGGCAUCUGUGGGCGAAUUCAAGUGUACGUGAUGUCAUAUCGAGUAAUUGUGUACAAGCAAAGCAGUUCACCGACAGAAUCACCCGGAAUCCAAACAAAGAAUUCGAAAAUGUUACGAAUGUACUAAAGGAAACAGUGGAGAGAUCGAGUGUUGUAGCUGAAAGUUUGUAUCGUUUUGGUGUGUCACAGUCGACAACAUUGCAAAAAAUCAGCGAAAUAUCGAAUAAGCCAAAGGAAGUGGUGGAUACUGUCACAAGUGCUAGCCAUUUGGACAUAUCGGCAAUCACUUUGAAGGAAUUGGAACAGUAUCUAUCGAAUCAGUACGAUGAAAAGGAUCAACAAGAUUUGGCAGAAACUGAGAGUGAGAAAAACGAACCAAUCGAUUUUGGUGCCAAACCGAGCUCAACGGUGAAUCCAAAGCAAAUGUUGAACGAUGAGAAAUAUGUUAAGGAAUGGAUGCAAUUCAUAUCCGAACACAAACCAAGCACAGCUCAAACCGUCGAUGUGAAACCAAAAACGGAACCAAUUGUAGAAAGUGUCGCACAAACGCCUGUAGAGAGUCAGCCUCAAACACAAUCGAUUGAGUUACCAGCAUUGAGUGCAGUAGCAAAACAACGUAAAGUUCCAUCGACGCGAUUUGGUCGAAUGGCAUCAUUCGGAACGUUGUUCGCAGGCUUAGGUUUGGGCACCGUGAAUGAAUUGGCCAAAGGCGCGCUAGGCUUGGGAGGUGCAAAAGAUAUGAAAUCGGCGUUAUUUAGUUCGAAAAAUGCAGAACGGAUAGUGGAUACUCUGUGCCGUGUUCGUGGUGCAGCUUUGAAACUCGGCCAAAUUCUUAGCAUACAAGAUUCGACAAUAGUUUCGCCACAUUUAGUAAAAGCAUUCGAUCGCGUGAGGCAGGCAGCUGACUAUAUGCCUGAUUGGCAAGUGGAAAAAGCACUGAAAAGCGAAUUCGGCAGCGAUUGGCGCUUAAACUUCAAGUCAUUCGAAGACAAACCGUUUGCCGCGGCCAGCAUAGGUCAAGUGCAUCGUGGUAUUUUGCCCGAUGGCAUGGAAGUGGCGAUAAAAAUUCAAUACCCGGGUGUUGCAAAAAGCAUUGAAAGUGACAUUGACAACUUGGUGGGAAUGCUCAAGGUGUGGGAUGUCUUCCCAGCUGGCAUAUUCAUUGAUAACGUUGUAAAAGUGGCGAAACGUGAACUCAUUUGGGAAGUGGAUUAUUUACGUGAGGCAAAUUACACCGAAAAAUAUCGUGAAAUGGCCGCACCUUAUAAGGAGUAUCGAGUACCAAAAGUCAUUCGAAAUGUGACGACCAAGAGUGUGCUCACAACCGAACUCGUGCCUGGCGUUCCUUUGGACAAAUGCUUUGACCUGAGUGAAGAGCAUCGAAAAAUCAUUGCAACAUCCGUGCUGAAAUUGUGUUUGCGAGAAUUGUUUGAAUUUAGAUGCAUGCAAACCGAUCCAAAUUGGUCAAACUUCCUGUACGAUGUAAAUUCAAAGCGAUUGACGCUAAUCGAUUUUGGAUCAACACGAUUCUACACGGACGAUUUUAUCAACGAUUACAAGGAGACCAUUCGUGCUGCCGUUGCCGAUGAUUAUGAACAAGUGCUGAAAUUGUCACAAAAAAUGAAAUUUUUAACCGGAUACGAAACAAAACAAAUGAAAGACGCCCAUGUAAAUGCCACCAUGAUUUUGGGUGAAUUAUUUCGAUACGAUGGAGAAUUCGAUUUUGGUAGACAAAGCACAACGAAACGCAUUGCUGAAUUAGUUCCAACGAUGAUUGCUCAUCGUUUAUGCCCACCACCAGAAGAAAUCUAUUCGAUCCAUCGUAAAUUAUCGGGCGUUUUCUUAUUGUGUUCACGUCUCAAUGUUAAAUUUAAUGCUCGCCCAUUUUAUGAAGAAAUUGUCAAUCAAUCGUAGUUUAAAUAGUAGCAACAUUUUCAUUCAAUAGCUGUUGAGUAGUUUCAAUAAAAAAUGCUUGGUUUGAAGUGAUUUUCUGUUGAUAUUUCCAUAAAUAGCAAGGAAUUGAAUGACCAAAAAUAUGUUGAUCCAAUAAACCAUGCAUGAAAAUGAGUUAUUGAAGCAAUCUUGUAUUAGAAUCACAUCAAACAGCAAUAGACCAAAUCUGUGUUCAUUUUUUUUUUGUUUAGAAUAAAUGAGAAUAGUGAAAGAGAUAUUUUUCAUGAAUAAAAUGUAUACGUCCCGAUACGGAUCAAAUAAAUCAUCCUACUGAAAAA
This is a messenger RNA of Sitodiplosis mosellana (orange wheat blossom midge), 2524 nucleotides long. It is a transcript of the gene Coq8, whose product is annotated as atypical kinase COQ8B, mitochondrial. Gene Ontology annotation, molecular function: kinase activity. Lineage: Eukaryota; Metazoa; Arthropoda; Insecta; Diptera; Cecidomyiidae. Gene Ontology annotation, biological process: ubiquinone biosynthetic process. Gene Ontology annotation, cellular component: extrinsic component of mitochondrial inner membrane. The record is from RefSeq and is a predicted model, not a curated record. The transcript has 3 exons. Bases 207 to 2207 code for a protein of 666 amino acids.